CCGCCCGCCCGCCUCCGCGAACGAAAGGCCAAACCUCUGCCCCCCUCCUUGGCUCCUCCUCCUCGUGACUCCCUCCUGCGGCCCCUCCCCCCUCCCUCGCCGGUCAAACCCUAACGCGCGCACCCACCCACCCACCCGUCAAUCCCUUCUCCCAUGGCGGCGCUCUCCGUGCCUCUCCGCACCGCGGCGGCCCUGUCCUCGUCCGGCGCCGGAUCCCGCGCCGCCGCCGACCCCUCCAAGGUGUCAUGCGUGAGGAGCACCCGCUCCGCUCAUUUUGGCUGCAGCUUCCCCUCCAUUGCGGCUUCCUCUUCAUCUGCCAGGAACAUUGAGCCACUUAGAGCUAUAGCUACACAGGCACCCCCGGCCGUCCCACAAUAUUUGAGUGGAGAGAAGACGAAGGUUGGCAUCAAUGGGUUCGGACGGAUUGGGAGGUUGGUUCUGAGAAUUGCAACCAGUAGAGAUGAUAUUGAAGUUGUGGCUGUCAAUGAUCCUUUCAUUGAUGCUAAGUACAUGGCCUAUAUGUUCAAGUAUGACUCCACUCAUGGCCCCUUUAAAGGAUCCAUCAAUGUUGUGGAUGAUUCAACCCUGGAGAUCAAUGGGAAGAAAAUCACUAUAACAAGCAAAAGAGAUCCCGCAGAGAUUCCUUGGGGUAACUUUGGAGCUGACUAUGUUGUUGAAUCUUCUGGUGUUUUUACAACCAUCGAUAAAGCAUCGGUACACUUGAAGGGUGGUGCUAAGAAAGUGGUGAUAUCUGCUCCAUCCGCAGAUGCUCCCAUGUUUGUGGUUGGAGUAAAUGAGAUGAGCUACGAUCCCAAGAUGAAUGUUGUUUCUAAUGCAAGUUGUACCACUAACUGUCUUGCUCCUCUUGCCAAGGUUGUUCAUGAAGAAUUUGGCAUUCUUGAAGGUCUAAUGACAACUGUUCACGCCACAACAGCCACCCAAAAGACUGUUGAUGGUCCUUCAAUGAAAGAUUGGAGAGGAGGGCGUGGUGCUGGUCAAAACAUAAUUCCUAGCUCCACUGGUGCAGCAAAGGCUGUUGGGAAAGUUCUCCCUGAGCUAAAUGGAAAGCUUACUGGCAUGGCUUUCCGAGUUCCAACACCAAAUGUCUCUGUGGUUGACUUGACCUGCCGGCUUGAGAAAAGUGCCUCUUAUGAUGAUGUGAAAGCAGCCAUCAAGGCGGCAUCAGAGGGUGCACUGAAAGGCAUUUUAGGCUACACAGAUGAGGAUGUGGUAUCCAACGAUUUUGUUGGUGACACAAGGUCAAGUAUAUUUGAUGCUAAUGCUGGCAUGGGGCUGAGCUCUUCCUUCAUGAAGCUCGUGUCGUGGUACGACAACGAGUGGGGCUACAGCAACCGGGUUCUUGAUCUCAUCGCCCACAUGGCUCUUGUCUCCGCCAAGCACUGAUCACCCCCGAGUGCUACUAAUAGGCUGCAAUUUUGCCGGUUCUUUUUAUUUUCAGAAUUUAUUAUUGCCUUUGUUGUGCCUUUUGAGCACAGGCAGAAAUGGGUACUCGGAUCCAUGACUUGCUUGUAGCAGUGGAUGAAAUUUACACCGUAGCGUUAUGAGCACGUCGUGGGAUUUGUUGAGCGAAUCUCAUUUGUAUCGGUGGUUUGAUUUGUUGCUAAAAGAAAUCACAAAUUGUCCCCUUUGGACUUCUCAUGUAGUACUAUGAUUCCUUCCUAUUUUGUUUCCACAACUUAUAGAUGAAUUUAUCCAA
Messenger RNA from Triticum urartu, 1717 nucleotides. RefSeq names its product glyceraldehyde-3-phosphate dehydrogenase GAPCP1, chloroplastic. NCBI's taxonomy places the organism in Eukaryota, Viridiplantae, Streptophyta, Magnoliopsida, Poales, Poaceae. The record is from RefSeq and is a predicted model, not a curated record. Gene Ontology annotation, molecular function: NADP binding; NAD binding; glyceraldehyde-3-phosphate dehydrogenase (NAD+) (phosphorylating) activity. Gene Ontology annotation, cellular component: cytosol. Gene Ontology annotation, biological process: glycolytic process; glucose metabolic process.